Molecule: messenger RNA, 2549 nt
Organism: Megachile rotundata (alfalfa leafcutting bee)
Lineage: Eukaryota; Metazoa; Arthropoda; Insecta; Hymenoptera; Megachilidae
Gene: RSG7
Product: regulator of G-protein signaling 7
Biological process (GO): G protein-coupled receptor signaling pathway; positive regulation of GTPase activity; regulation of G protein-coupled receptor signaling pathway
Cellular component (GO): cytoplasm; neuron projection
Molecular function (GO): GTPase activator activity
Source: RefSeq, a predicted model, not a curated record
AAUUUCAAUUUUACCGCGGGGCCCAGGGCAAGUGCCCCGUUUGCCCGGUGAUAAUGGCGGUACUGUUGAUAGAAAUCUGAAAUCGUACGCGCAGUCGCGUCUUCAAUACAUGAAGGAAUUAUCCCUUAGGAAAGGAUGCUGAUCUUAUUUUAGUUGUACAAAAUAAUUCAUUGUCUAUAAGUAAAAUUCACUUGACGUUUAUUUCUUAAAUAAUUGGAAAAAUGCAUCUGAAUCUAACAUAAGCUCUUUCAAGUGUAAAUUGUGAAAAACGCAGUGUUCGUGUCUUGCGAUUUUGGAAUAUUGAUCGUGUAACAAAAUUAAAGAUUCGUGCUUCAAAUACGUAUUUAACUGUGAAAAUUAAGUUUUGAAAUGAAAGAUGGAAUAUGAUUAAAGAAUACUUACUUGUUUACCAAAAACGUGACUGCUACACUUCACAGAAAAUUACUUGUUAAAUGAAAAUGAAAAUUAUACUGUGUUUAUCACUUAAUCAGUAAUAAUUAUUUUAUUUUUUCACUAAAUUAGGUGAAUUGUUUUAUAAGCUUCAUUUUGUGAUAUAAUACAGUGUUAGUUGAAUGUUUAAAGUACCAUCAACAGCAAUGUUUAUUUAAAUUUUCUUUUAUAUAGUGUAUUCUGUCAUUUUGUGUUUUCCAUAACUUGUUUGAAAUGUGUAAUUGUAAGUCUUGUAAAAAAAUGACCAAUGAGUCUGUUAGAUAUUGGUUUAGAUCCUGAUAAAUAUGAUGUUGAUAUAGUACUCUAUUUUUGUUUAUAUUAUGAGGAACUAAAGUUUUUUAAGCUUGGAUAUGGUAACUAUGAAUUCUGAAAAAUCGGCAUGUCGCCGAAAACCGAAUGAAAACAGUGAUGUCGGAGGAACAACAGAACGACUGAGAAGCAGAGAUACUCAAAUAAUUCAAUAUAACAAUCAACACGAUGAAGCAGUUGACAAAUCUCCUAGUAGUCCAACAUAUCAUAUCACUGCCUCGUGUGUCGAAGAUACACCAAAUUUUCUUGUGUAUCAGAAAAUGGAAAGUAUCGUAGAAAAAAUGUCAGAUGAAGUUUCAGGUGUCCCAGUGAAAACAGUUAAGAAUUUUAUGACAAAAACACCUUCUGUUUUUACUGGUACAGAUUUAAUAUCUUGGAUGAUGAAAACCAUGGUUAUAGAUGAUCAAGAAGCACUUCAUGUAGCACAUCUUAUGGCAUCCCAUGGAUACUUUUUCCCCAUCGAUGACCACUGCCUUACUGUAAAAAAUGACAAUACUUUCUACAGGUUUCAAACACCAUAUUUUUGGCCAUCAAAUUGCUGGGAACCAGAGAAUACUGAUUAUGCUGUUUAUUUAUGUAAACGUACAAUGCAGAAUAAAACUCGUUUAGAAUUAGCGGAUUACGAAGCCGAGAAUUUGGCUAAGUUGCAAAAGAUGUUUUCACGAAAGUGGGAAUUUAUCUUUAUGCAAGCAGAAGCACAAAGUAAAGUUGACAAAAAAAGAGACAAAUUAGAGCGAAAGGUAUUAGAUAGUCAAGAAAGAGCUUUUUGGGAUGUAUACAGACCAAUGCCGGGAUGCGUUAAUACAACAGAAUUAGAUAUCAAGAAGGCGUGCCGCACAUAUAAACCGAUUUCAAGAUCAAAUAAGCAUUUACAACUCGGUAUAAGUGGUAGUCAAAUUUCUCCACAUUCAGAAUCAUACGCAAUGUCUUCAGUAGAUGUCCUAAAUAAAGAAAUUGAAAUGUUGAAGUCUAGAUUAGAUAGAACAAACAUAAAGGUUUCAAAAGUUUCUGAAGCUUUAAUAGCAUAUUUUGAGCAGUAUGUAGAGUAUGAUCCCUUUUUCAUACAACCUGAGCUCACAAAUCCAUGGAUAUCAGAUAAUUCAGAAAUGUGGGAACAAGAAAGAUUAGCAAAAGAAGUAUCUACAAGAAGAGUAAAAAGAUGGGCUUUUAGUUUGCAAGAACUGUUACAAGAUCCUGUUGGUAGAGAACAGUUUAUACGGUUCCUGGAUAAAGAAUUUAGUGGUGAAAAUUUAAAAUUUUGGGAAGCUGUUCAGGAAUUGAAGGCUUUACCACAAAAAGAAGUUCAGACUAAAGUGAACGAAAUCUGGAAUGAGUAUUUGGGUCCAGAUGCUAGUUGUCCGAUUAACGUCGAUUCUCAGUCUUACGAAAUAACAAAGAAGAAUUUACAGAAAGCUGAUCGAUGGUGUUUUGACAUUGCAGCGGCACACGUUUAUCAUCUGAUGAAAAGCGAUAGUUACUCCAGGUAUCUUCGUUCGGAAAUGUACAAAGACUUUCUCAAUGGCUCGAAGAAAAAGGCAUUCUUCAACCUUUUGUUAAUUCGACUUUUAACUGCAGCCUUACUUCCAACAUUACGUCGGUAAAAGGUAUUCGUUCAAUUGUGUCGUUCAGCGGACGCAGGGACACGACGGCUACAUCGUAAUCGCUGCUCCAUAAAUUUUCUUGGUUGUGGAAAUUUCUCAAAACUUCGUGUUAGGUUCUUAUUCGCAAAAGAGUUUGAAGAGGAUCAUUAUUCAUUAAAGUACUAUUAGAUGUAUCCAUUCUUCAUUGAA